Telopea speciosissima is the source of this 1442-nucleotide messenger RNA. Its product is annotated as RNA polymerase sigma factor sigD, chloroplastic. Gene Ontology annotation, biological process: DNA-templated transcription initiation; regulation of DNA-templated transcription. Gene Ontology annotation, molecular function: DNA-binding transcription factor activity. NCBI's taxonomy places the organism in Eukaryota, Viridiplantae, Streptophyta, Magnoliopsida, Proteales, Proteaceae. Bases 16 to 1371 code for a protein of 451 amino acids. The record is from RefSeq and is a predicted model, not a curated record. The transcript has 5 exons.
AGAUUGCUGUCUUCUAUGGCCACUAUGUGUUCAUGCUCAAAUCACCCUCCAACCCUCCCAGCUAUUUCACUCCACUCUGUUCCACCCAAAUCAUCAUUUCGAACUUCACAGCCUCUACAAUCUCCUACCCAGCCAUUAUCUUCUUCUUCUUUAGCUAAGCAUGGUUUGGGUUUAGUCUCUGAGGACUCUGCAAUCAUUACAGCUGCAGCUGAAGCAGUAGCUCUUGCGAAUGCUGCCGUGGAGGCUGCUAGAGAUGCUGUUUUUUCAGCAUCAGUUUUGGUUGAGUUCUCCAUUGAAGGGCAAAAUGGCUGCCAAUAUGAGAUUGAUUGGUUAUCGGAGCUUCGGGAUAGGAAGCAUGCAUUGGGAACCCAAAAGAGGAAGAGGAGGAGGAAACGCAAAAAAGUGUCAGAAAUUUCGGAUGCGGCUAGCCAUGGAGGAAGGGAACGACGCUCAUCCAGGCCUUCACGUUCACAGUUUCUAACAAGUAGAGAAGAGGCUGAAUUUUCUUCACACCUCAGGGAGGGAGCAAGGCUAGAAGCAGCUAGAAGGAGAAUUGGAGAAAGAGGAGAUGGUGAACCAUCCACAUCACACUGGGCUCGAGCAGUAGGGAUGGAGAGAAGGGAUCUAGACAAGAUGCUCUGUGAAGAAAGAGAGUCCAGAGAAAGGAUCAUCUUAAGCUACCGGAGACUCAUUUCAUACAUAGCCAAAAACUACCAAGGCAAAGGGUUAAGCUUACAAGAUCUCAUUCAGGAGGGAAGCAUUGGACUUCUUCGAGGGGUAGAGAGGUUUGAUCCAGAAAAGGGAUAUAAGCUCUCAACAUAUGUUUACUGGUGGAUUAAACAAGCUGUUAUCAAGGCUAUAGCAAACAAGUCAAGAAUUAUCAGACUACCGGGGAGCAUGUCUGAGAUGCUUGCAAAGAUUGCAGAGGCCAAUACUGUCUUGAGCACAAGAUUACGGAGGUUGCCCACUUAUGAUGAGAUUGCAGACGUGGUCAACAUUAGUGUUUCAAGUGUAAGGCUCAUAUGUGAAAGAAACAGACCUCCAAUCUCUGCAGAGCGAACCUUGACCAACCAAGGCUCCUUGACACUACAGGAGAUCAUCUUGGGGCCAGAGGAAACAAGACCAGAAGUAAUGGUGAGUAAACAGCUAAUGAAGCAAGAUUUAGAGAAGCUCCUCAGGACACUUGAUGAAAGAGAAGCAUGUAUCUUGAGAUUGUACUUUGGUCUCAAUGGAGAGACGCCUCGAUCAUGUGAGGAGAUUGGAAGACUGAUAAACCUUUCUAGGGAGAGAGUUCGGCAGAUCAAUGGUAUUGCAUUAACAAAGUUACGGCAGAUGAGUACCAUUGACAACCUUAGAGUGUAUAUAAAGUAGGUCUUUUGUAUUUCAAACAAUUGUGUAAAGAAAGAAAGAAUAAGUAAACAAAUCCAAGUUAUAAAAUCCUA